Messenger RNA from Pieris brassicae (large cabbage white), 2025 nucleotides. RefSeq names its product zinc finger protein 624-like. Bases 235 to 1842 code for a protein of 535 amino acids. Gene Ontology annotation, molecular function: RNA polymerase II cis-regulatory region sequence-specific DNA binding; DNA-binding transcription activator activity, RNA polymerase II-specific. The record is from RefSeq and is a predicted model, not a curated record. The transcript is spliced from 10 exons. NCBI's taxonomy places the organism in Eukaryota, Metazoa, Arthropoda, Insecta, Lepidoptera, Pieridae. Gene Ontology annotation, biological process: regulation of transcription by RNA polymerase II. Gene Ontology annotation, cellular component: nucleus.
UCAACCAUACGUUAGCACUUGGUGUCUCCAUUCUCUACGUGCAACUUGGUCUGUGCCUUUGUUGCUUAAUGCAUUGUUUUGACUUUUGUUUUCGCAUAUAUAAGGUUUAAUAUUGACUUGAAUAAUAUAAUAUCACAUAUAAAAUGCGAUACGGUUUUAUUUUUAUUGUAUCAUCAUUAUAUACGCUCGUCCCAUAAAUAGUACUAUAAAAAGAUAUUCAAUAAAAAUAAAAUAAUGGAGAUUUAUUUAACUACAAAUCAUGAAAUCAUCGAAGAAAAUGCUUACGAAAGAUGUGUUUGUUGCAAUCGAAUACAAAACAAUUUAACAAAUUUGUCUGUUUGUAACUUUGCAUACCUCAUUGAACGUUUAGUGGAUGUUAAGUUAAAAACAAAAAUAUCUAAAAUAUGUGGUGUUUGCCAUUCAAUUUUAAAAAGGAUUUACAAAUUUACGAAACAGAUGGAGGCAAGCUUUGGACUAGAUAUGCAGUAUACAUCAAAUACAAAUUGGUUUAAUCUAGAAAAAUCUGAUGUAGUAACACUAGAUACACAACUUCCAGUUAAUCAACAUAAUAAAUUGACAGAAGUUAAUAUUAAAGCAGAAGAUAUUCCCAAACUAAAAAAUGAAUUAUCAGAACAGAAUGAAUCAAGUCACAGUGAUGAGAACUAUGAUGAAUUACAAAUAGAACCCAUAGGACUUUUACAUGAUAAAAAGUUGCUAGUCACAAGUAAAUGUCAUAAAACAGUAUUACCAGUUACUAAGAAGCCCCGUACACAACUAGAGGCUAAUUAUAAAGGCAAAAUUAAAAUUAUAACAAUUUCAGUAGAUGAAGUUAUGAAAGAGAGAAAAGCAGAACUGCUCAAUAAAAAAUAUUUGAGACUGCCAUAUAAGUGUGAGGGCUGCAUAGUUUCAUUUCACUAUGAACAUGGUCUUCAACAACAUCUAAAUAAGAGUCACUUUCCACACAAAAAUGGAAUUAAAUGCUCAAUAUGUAGUUGCAUAUUUCCAACACAAUUAUCAUAUGAUGGCCAUAGCCGGAGACAUUUGAAAAGAUAUGAAUGCAUUCCAUGUGGAAAGCGUUCGAUGGCUGUAUAUCCAUUGUUAAAACAUUAUAACGAAGUACAUGAUAUUAUAAAGGAGUCUUAUAAGUGUAAGAGAUGUAAUUUUGUUACGACAAAAUAUUCAGAACACCGUCGACAUAGACGAACUCACGGACGUAAAGCAUUCUGUAACCUCUGUGAUAAAACAUUCGCGAAUAAUACGUCACUAGCCGUGCAUGUCAGUUCGGUACACAAUACAUCGAACGAAACAUUUCCGUGCGACGAAUGCGAUAAGGUGUACCAUAAACGAGCGAGUCUUUUAGCUCAUCAACGUUCUCACAAACCCGGUUUUUUUUACUGUGACGACUGUCAGAGGACGUUCAAGUCGAAGGCAAUCCUUUCUACGCACUUAAAACGUCAUUUGCGGCAUGCCAAGGAUGAUGCAUGGCGGUAUAAAUGUAAUGAUUGCGAUGAAAAAUUCAUGGUGAAACGAAAUCUAGAAGACCAUAUUAAUUUCGAGCAUUUAAAAAUAAUAAAAUAUGUAUGCGAUGUCUGCUCAAAGGUUUUCAAAACACAUCGUUGUCUUACAAGGCAUGUUAAGAGUGUUCAUGAAAAAAUUCGGCCACCAAAGAAUAAAAUAUGUGAUUAUUGUGGUCGGGGAUUCUCGUCCACAGCAGAGUUAAAAAAUCACAUCACAACACAUACUGGAGAACGCCCCCACAAGUGCCCUUACUGUUCAGCGACGUUUGGCCAAACAGCAUCUCUAUAUACUCAUAAAAAACUUGUACAUAAGAAAAAUCUGUGAACAUUUUGUAUAAAGAUGGAGCUUAUUUUAUGUAUAAUUGUACCUUGUUAUCUACAAAAACUAUUUAAAGAAUCAUUUUAAGAAACGUCGUUUUAUUAUUAUUAUAGCACCUUAUACAUACUAGGCUUAGAUUAAGUACCUAGCAUAGGUCAUAUAAAAGACUCUUUUGCAAAAAAACGGGCA